Cicer arietinum (chickpea) is the source of this 3494-nucleotide messenger RNA. Its product is annotated as exosome complex exonuclease RRP44 homolog A. The record is from RefSeq and is a predicted model, not a curated record. Gene Ontology annotation, cellular component: cytoplasmic exosome (RNase complex); nuclear exosome (RNase complex). Gene Ontology annotation, molecular function: endonuclease activity; RNA binding; 3'-5'-RNA exonuclease activity. Gene Ontology annotation, biological process: rRNA catabolic process; nuclear mRNA surveillance of mRNA 3'-end processing. Lineage: Eukaryota; Viridiplantae; Streptophyta; Magnoliopsida; Fabales; Fabaceae.
AAUGAUCAAAGGAAAAAAUUAAUUAACAUAGUAAAUUGAUAGUAGAUUUUAGAGAUUAUUUAAAAUUUUAUAAGAAUCUAAAAAAAAUUGAUAAAAAAAUAGAUUAAAUUAAAAUUGAAUUAUGCCAAACCUAAUAAUAAUUCCCGGUUUCCUCGUUACGAACUCUCUUUGUUAGCGUUCAACUAUCAGCGGCUCGCACCGUCACGAUUCUCAUAUUCCGCCGCCGUCACCGCCGCCGGUGAAUACAAACCUGUAGUCAUAACCAAAAGUGUUUCGUUUCAAUUCACUCAAGUACCUCAAUUGAGCCGCCACAAUGCUUCACAACAAGUUAUUCCCUAAGAAAACCAGAGGUGGCAAAAUCAUAAGGCAAUUGAGGGAGCAUUACUUGCGAGAUGAUAUAUAUUGCGGUGCUCCGUUUUGUACUGUUUGUGAUUCUUCUGGUGCUCGCCUUAGUGAGUCUGCUUCCACAAUUCUUGUUGUUGACACCAAUGUUGUUCUCAAUCAGAUUGAUUUGCUGGAGAAUCCGGCCAUUGAUGAUGUUGUUGUACUGUCCAUUGUGCUGGAAGAGGUUAAGAACAAGAAUUUGUCUGUUUACAAUCGGAUUAGAGCUAUCUGUGACAAUUCAAUGAGGAAAUUCUGUGUCUUUUCCAAUGAGUACCACAGGGAUACUUAUGUUAAGGAUAUGCGUGGGGAAACUAAAAAUGAUAGGAAUGAUAGAGCUAUUAGAGUGGCUGCACAGUGGUAUCAGAAGCAUCUAGGUGGUGCAGUAAAGGUUUUGCUUAUAACUAAUGAUAAAGAGAACAAAAGGAAGGCUAGUGAAGAGGGCAUUUGCGCAGAAACAGUUGAGUCUUAUGUCAAGUCUUUGGACCGGCCUGAUUUACUUGACCUGCUUGUGCGGCCUUCAUCUGAAGAUGUAGAUAUGGAAGAGGUUGAAGAUCUCAGACCAUCCAAGAGGAAAGUAAUUUAUUCAGAGCAUAAGCCGAUGUCAGAAAUCACAUCUGGUUUGCAUCGUGGAAUAUAUCAUCAAGGGAAACUUCGUGUAAACCGUUACAAUCCAUUCGAAGCAUAUGUUGGGAGUGAGAGCAUUGGUGAUGAAAUAAUUAUUUAUGGGCGCUCUAACAUGAACCGAGCUUUUGAUGGUGAUAUUGUGGCUGUUGAACUUCUGCCUCAGGACCAAUGGAAAGAAGAGAAGUCUCUAUCUAUAGCUGGUGAAGAUGGGGACGAGGAUGAAGAUGUUCAUCUAGCCCCAAAUAGUGCCGAUGUUGCACCCAGAACUAUUCCUCAGCAAUGUUCUACUGGAGAAGUAAAUGCUGGAUCCUGUCGCCCUUGUGGUUGUAUUGUUGGUAUUAUAAAGAGAAACUGGCACUCGUAUUGUGGAUCUUUGGAGCCAAUGCCUAUGCCUGGAGGGAGUGGCGGCGUUGCCCAUGCCUUGUUUGUCUCCAAAGAUCGUAGAAUUCCCAAGAUUCGUAUCCAAACCCGCCAACUCGAGAACCUUUUGGACAAAAGGAUUAUUGUAUCAGUUGAUUCUUGGGAUCGUCAAUCUCGAUAUCCAUCAGGCCAUUAUGUGCGGACUAUAGGAGAGAUAGGUGAUAGAGAUACUGAAAGUGAGGUGGUUUUGAUAGAAAAUGAUAUAAAUUCAAGGCCAUUCUCUUCACAAGUGCUGGCAUGCUUGCCGCCAUUGCCAUGGUCAGUCACUUCUGAAGAUUUGUCCAUUCCAUUUAGGCAGGACUUGCGUCAUUUGCGUGUCUUCAGUGUGGACCCUCCAGGCUGCAAGGAUAUUGAUGAUGCACUCCACUGCUACGCUCUUCGAAGCAUUUACUUUUUAGGAUAUUAUUUCGUUUCAAAUAUAUCUCCCUCAUGUAGAGCUGCAUACUCUCAUUUAUAUAUUGCCGAUGUGACAAAUUUUGUGUUUCCUGGCACUCCACUUGAUGAUGAGGCUUCUCAAAGGGGUACAUCCGUCUACCUUGUUGAGCGGAGAAUAGACAUGCUUCCUAAACCUUUAACAGAAGACGUAUGUUCUCUUCGAUCUGAUGUGGAAAGGCUAGCGUUCUCUGUCAUAUGGGAAAUGACACCUGAAGCAGACAUUAUUUCCACUAGAUACACAAAAAGUGUCAUAAAAUCUGCUGCGGCAUUGUCUUAUGUUGAAGCACAAGCAAGGAUGGAUGAUAGUCGAUUGAUGGAUCCAGUAACUACUGACUUGAGAAAUAUGAAUAGUUUAGCCAAGAAAAUGAGAUUAAGGCGUAUUGAGAGAGGAGCUUUGACUCUUGCAUCUGCAGAAGUCAAAUUUCAAAUUGACACCGAGACUCAUGAUCCCCUUGAUAUUGGCAUGUACCAGAUCCGGGAAGCCAACCAAAUGGUGGAGGAGUUUAUGCUUGCUGCUAAUGUUUCUGUUGCACAACAAAUUCUUAAGAGCUUUCCUCUGUGCUCGUUAUUAAGGCGUCAUCCAACUCCAACCAGAGAGAUGCUUGAACCCUUGCUACGUGUUGCUGCUGCAGUUGGCCUGAACUUGGAUGUUUCCUCGUCAAAAGCAUUGGCUGAUUCUCUUGACCAUGCUGUGGGUGAUGAUCCAUACUUCAAUAAGUUGAUUCGCAUUCUGGCAACCAGAUGCAUGAGUCAGGCAGUUUAUUUCUGUAGUGGGGACCUUAGCCCUCCAGAAUAUCAGCAUUAUGGGCUUGCAACACCUUUAUAUACCCAUUUCACAUCACCUAUAAGAAGAUAUGCAGAUGUCAUUGUACACAGGCUACUUGCUGCUUCUUUAGGAAUAUCCAAGUUACCGCCUGUAUUUCAAGACAGGCUGCAGCUCACUAGUAUAGCAGACAAUUUAAAUUAUAGGCACAGAAAUGCUCAGAUGGCUGGGCGGGCCUCUGUAGAGCUGCAUACUCUCAUUUAUUUCCGGAAGAGGCCAACGGAUACAGAAGCUAGGAUAGUAAAGAUAAGAUCUAAUGGAUUUUUUGUGUUCGUUCCCAAAUAUGGCAUAGAAGGACCUGUAUAUUUGACAACAAGAGCUGAAAAGGGAAGUGGAGAAUGGUAUGUAGAUGAGCAAGAGCAGAAGAUUAAAAAGAUGGAUGGUAGCCUUUCAUACAGCAUUUUGCAGACAGUUCAAAUCCACAUGGAGGUUGUGGAGCCUCAGCCUAACCGGCCAAAACUUCAGCUUACUCUCAUAUAGAGAGGUAUAUGAACAUUGAACAAGAAAGCGUGCUGUGAAAUGUACAUCCUAUUUAUAUUGCUAUCCACGCCUCGGCUAAGAUUUCUGAUAUCGGAAUUGACUAACCUUCAGUGUUGUUGGAAGGGGCGAAAACAUAGGUUGAGUAGUGUUGUUGGAGAAACAGAGAACAAAUGGUGAAUGGUUGAUGACAAGUCUUUUUAUAUUUAUUUAUGUAUGUUAGUUUGAUAAGUGGGAUGUGAAAUUUUGUCCAUAUUGAUCUUGUAUUUUAGAGAUUUGCAUUGAUAUAUUGGAGAUGUUGGAUUACCAAGUUUGCUUGAUAUAUUAUCAA